Mucor mucedo is the source of this 477-nucleotide messenger RNA. RefSeq lists its product as uncharacterized. The coding region runs from base 1 to 477 and encodes 158 amino acids. Lineage: Eukaryota; Fungi; Mucoromycota; Mucoromycetes; Mucorales; Mucoraceae. The record is from RefSeq and is a predicted model, not a curated record. The transcript has 3 exons.
AUGCUUUCGGAUGAUACAUACCAUAAACCCUCGGCUCAAUGCAGUUAUUGCUUCAAGUCGAUAUUUACAGAGAAUAAGCCAACACAACCAAAACCACGGGGGAACACAUCAAGGUUCCAUGACAUGUUGAAAUGUCUGUUGAAACCGAUUUGUAUCCGCAGUCGUCGAAAAAAGAAGACAAUAACCGUACCAGAGAAAUGCUCUUGUACUACCGUAAGCCAUGUUACUCUGAACCAAUCUUCGGAUUCAAUGACCUUUAUCGAUCUACCUUGGAUUGUACCGCCCAAAUAUCACAGAAAUACCAAUAUCAAUGCUCCGGAGAAUCAUUGGAUCUUUAGAACAGGGUGGACUCCACAGCCAGAUCCGUCAGCAUUGGUAAACACUGGAUGGUGUAGCCAUUGUGGGUCUUGUGUAAAAAGCGAUGAAUGCCCAUCAUGUGAUUGGGACACAAAGGAAGAAAAAUCUGUUUUUCUGUAA